Molecule: messenger RNA, 1572 nt
Organism: Cyprinus carpio (common carp)
Lineage: Eukaryota; Metazoa; Chordata; Actinopteri; Cypriniformes; Cyprinidae
Gene: tnfrsf1a
Product: tumor necrosis factor receptor superfamily member 1A
Biological process (GO): inflammatory response; signal transduction
Cellular component (GO): signaling receptor complex; membrane raft; mitochondrion
Molecular function (GO): tumor necrosis factor binding; tumor necrosis factor receptor activity
Source: RefSeq, a predicted model, not a curated record
GAGCGGACUGUGUGACGCAUAGCAUUUCCAGUCAAGACUGCCCUUCUAAUCCGAGGAAAUGCACGGUAGCAAUACUUCGCCAAUCUCACAUUUUUUAAAAACUUUUUUAUAUAUAUUUUUUUAGCCCAAUUGAGGAUGACGAACAGUUUCUGGGAGAGUAAGAAAGGACCAUGUUGGAUCGCCAUAAGUAGAGUGUGUUUGGUGAAGUGAGAAGUACUGCUUUAGCGCCCCCUUCAGCGGCCAUGAGGAAAUGUGAGCUCUACGCUUAUGUGUUGCUGGUUCUAAUCAGCCAGUCAAAUACAAUACUGAAUGUUGCAAGUGAGACUGUGAAGAAAAAUUGUCUUGAUAUUGAAUACUGGAAUGAGAAGGGAUUCUGCUGUGAUAAAUGUCAUCCAGGGUAUAAAUUGAAAGCGGAAUGCCCUGAACGAAAAACGAGGUCUGAAUGUGAGAAAUGUGAGCCCGGAACCUUUCUAGACCGCUUAAACUACAAUGACAACUGCUUCAGAUGCAAGGAGUGCAACAAACCCCAUUCUUAUGAGACAUCCCCAUGUACAUCCACAAGCAAUCGGGUGUGUGAGUGUGAGCCUGGAUACUACUAUAAGAAACUAGACCACUCGUCAUAUGAAUGUAAGGAGUGUAAGAAGUGUGGAUCUGGGCAGCAUGAAACUGUGAAAUGUAAUGGCGAACAGAAUACAAAGUGUGAAUGCAAUAAAAACCAUUACCCUGUCAAGGGCAAAAACACCUGUGAGCCGUGUGAUAAAUGUCAGGAGGGGUGUCCAGACUUUUGCAUAUCCAGCACACCUCAUAACCCUGUUAAGUCCGCCAGACCAACUAGUCCUCCAGACACUUUACCACAAAUUCUGGUCCCCGUUUGUGCAUGUAUCACGGUUCUAGCACUGGGAGUGUUCAUGUUAUACGAGGGCAUCAGACUUUGGAAGAAAAAGAGGCAAGCUUUGUCAUCGCAGAACUCAUCACCUGCUCCCGAAGAUCAGACCUUCAUUAUUAAAGUGGAACCAGACACAAUAUGUGAGAGUGUUUCUUUCACAAACCAGCCUGAGACAGAACAAAGUGGAAAACUCCCAGACUGCGUCCCAAGGGAGAUCAAAAUUCACGAAUUCUUCUAUUUUGUGCUGGACGAGAUGCCUAUUGGACGAUUUAAAGAACUUGUACGUCGUCUUGGUGUUUCUGAGCAGAACAUUGACAGGGCAGAACAAGACCACCGGAACUGCAAAGAUGCCCACUACCAGAUGCUGAAGGUUUGGAGUGACAGUGGCAGUGGAGGAGGGAGCAAUGUUUUGCCUUUUCACCGCGUCCAGAUGUUCGUAGACACUCUGAAGGACAUGUGUUUGAUUAACUGUGCAGACAACAUCGAGAACAUGUUCCUUUCACAGAACACAAGUGCUUCACACUGAGGCUGUUGGAAGAGAAUGGAGAAGAGGGCAUUAAUAGAGAACUUAAACUUUCACCAAUUUCCAUUGGAUUCCUUUAAGAGUGGAAGUGGGUCUACAGCUGAAUUCUCGUCAUUUUAUUUUGUCGUAUUUCCAGUUGUUUGAAGUUGAUUUCACACUAAUU